Messenger RNA from Closterium sp. NIES-67, 3059 nucleotides. Lineage: Eukaryota; Viridiplantae; Streptophyta; Zygnematophyceae; Desmidiales; Closteriaceae. The record is from the annotation of a GenBank genome assembly.
UCUUGAACUUUGAUUGAACUCUUGAGAUUGAGUUAAGUUCUCCUCCUACAGCUUACCCCCUAGUGCGUCGAAAGCCAUAGCGUCGCGAAUACUUCAUCAAUCAACAUGAUUCAAUUUGGGAACGGUAGCUGAGCUUACGAUCUACAACAUAUCCGAGUUUCGCGACAUUCCAACGGCUAGUUUUUUGUCGACGUCGUUUCUUGUGAAGACGACUUUUCUGUCCAGAAUUUCGGAUUUAUAUUUUGAGUAAUUCUAGCUCCUAAGUUCACCUAGACUUCGUCCUUAAUCCUAACAAGUGGUAUCAGAGCCAUAUUGAGGACAUUGAGAGGAGUCUACAGAAGUGUGAAGACCCUUCUAGACCCACCAUGGCCUGUGGGCGUGCCUAAGUGGUGUUCUAAAGGUUGGAUGUGACUUCCGCUAAGGGGAAACUCUGCCGAAAUUUCGUGGACGCCGACACUUGUGAAAAUAUCGAGGGAGCUGAGUCUGGACAGCAAAGGGGGAGCUGAAAUUCGUCAUUUCUCAAGGAGAAGAUGAAUGAGAGAGGAGGAGAUGCUAAUGGAAGAGGAGCUGUACCUGAGAAGACAAGUGAGCCGCCACCAUCAAAAGUUGAAGCUUUGGAUGGCUCCAACUAUGAGGAAUGGAGCGGGCGCAUGAGGAGUGCCUUCAAACGCUACAAGCUACUGAAGAUUGCUGUUGGGGAGGAGAAGAUGCCGGAAGAAGGCGAAGAACGCGAACGGUGGAUUGAGAAAAGCACGGUGCUUUUCGACCUCAUCCUUCAAUCGGUCAACAAGGAGAUGUUCGAGCACAUCAAGGAUCUUGUGGAAGCGGAUGAUUCGGGUCCAAGGGCGUGGAAACUACUACGCGAUGUGAUUCAGCCCAACACUCUUCCGAUGGUGAUCGUGCUCGAGAAGGAACUUGCUGCAAUCUCCAUGCGACCAGGGGAUGAUGUGAAGCUGAUCCUUGACAAGAUCAAGGACACCUAUGCAAGGAUGGCAGCAGCGGGCAGCAGCGUUUCUCAGCUGCAGCAGUGCACCAAGAUCAUCUCGGUGUUGGAUAACUCGUGGGACAACCUCAUCCCCACCCUCAACUCUCAGCAAGAUCAAUGGACACCUGAGUGGCUAAGGCAGCAGAUUCUGCAGGAGGACUUCCGCAGACGCCAUGUGGGAGGCGGUGCUGCCACUAAGACUGCUGAGGGCAGGCCGGAGGGAUGGGCACCUCCAGGCAUGAAGCCGCCCAGUGGUGAACGCGCACAAGGUGGCGCUGUGCAAGGCUCAGGUGCACAAGGUGAAGGUGCACAAGGUAAUGCCUAUCCUGGGAUGUUUCUCAUGGUUGAGGAUGUGCAUGGGCAUGAGGAUUUGCUUGAUGAGGUAAAACCCCCUGGGAAGAUCAAGUAUGUGGCAGCAGCGUCAGGUGCUUUGCUCCCUGUCAUUGGUGUUGGAAAUGCCAAGGUUAAGGGAGCUAAUGGGGAGCUUGUGGGGCUUGGGAAUGUUCUGCUGGUUGAAGGCUUGUCUGCUAACCUUCUCUCUGUGCGACGACUGCAGAAGAGCAAGGCCGAAGUGACCUUUGGACGAACCAGCUGCCGUGCUAAGCUUGGGAAGAAGGUGCUGUGGAGUCUGGAAGAGGAGACCAGCUGCAUCAAGGACCUGUGGCAGCUGCCCAUCAUCCCAUGGAAUGGGAAGACUCCAACAGCAGCAACGGCAGCAGCGGCAAAGGCAACAGCAGGAGGAGAUGCAACUGCACCAACUGAUGGGGUCCUGGAAGCAGUCAAGAAAGUGCAGCAGCAGCAGACACAUGGGCUGCCUGAUCCGUUUUGGGUGUCUGCACUGAGGCAGGUCGCCCUUGUGAAGAACAGGGUGCUGGCUACAGUUGGAGAUAAGGAGUGGAUCCCAUAUACCAAGUGGUAUGGGAGUGCUCCAGCUGUGAACAUGCUGAGGGCAUUUGGGUGCAUGGUGGUGUUUCAUGUGCCUAAGGAGAAAAGGGGGAAGUUGGAGGCUUCUAGAAGAUGGGGUGUGCACUUGGGGAUUGCAAAGGAUCACAAGGGGUGGCUGCUAUGGGACUUGACCACCCAGAAGUUGACAGUGUCAAGGGAUGUGAAGUUUCUUGAGUCCCUGUACUACAAGGAAUGGAAGCAGCAGCAACAGAAGCUUCCAUCUACACCGCUCAUUGUGGAGGCAGAUGAGGUGCAGCAGCCUUCAAGACAGGUGGAGGUUGCAGUGUCAGAGGAGGAGAUGUCUGGGGUGACUGAGGAAGGGGGAGCAGCUGAAGUGGAGCAGCAGCAGCAGCAGGAGCAGCAGCAGCAGCAUGAGUCUCCACCUCGAGUUCCACACCCGCCUGAGCGACCUAGGAGGGAUGUGCGCCCUCCGGUGAGGCUAACCUAUGGGGGAAGAGGCAAGCCGAAUGUGGUGCAGGCUGGGAGUGUGGUUGAGCAGAUUGAGGAAGAUGAGAUCGCUCACUGCUACUGGGCACCAAUCCCUGAGCCCAAGACUCGAGAGGAGGCUUUGAAUGGACCAAAUGGGGAGAAGUGGAAGGCGAGUGAGGAUGAGGAGUUCGGGUCCCUAAUUGAGAACGAGACAUGGGACCUGUGUGACUUGCCUCCUGGAAAGAAGGCAAUCACUUCCAAGAUGAUCUACAGGCACAAGUAUGGACCUGAAGGGGAGCUGAUCCGCUACAAGUCUAGGCUUGUGGCACGGGGGUUUCAGCAGACAAAGGGGAAGGACUAUGAUGAGGUGUUUGCUCCUGUGGGGAAAGGAACAACACUGAGGGUGCUGUUGGCGAUAGCUGCACUCCUGGGAUGGAAGAUUCGGCAGAUGGAUAUUGUGACUGCCUUUCUGAAUGGGAUCAUUAUGGAGGAGGUGUACAUGAAGCAGCCAGAGGGGCUGGAUGACGGGAGCGGCAGGGUCUGCGGCUGAAGAAGGCCAUCUAUGGCCUUAAGCAGGCGCCUCGUGCAUGGUAUCACAAGUUGGAGGAGGCGCUGUUGGCUGGGGGUUUCAAGAAGAGUGAGUGUGACCCCAGCCUGUUCCUGCUGCAGGAGAAGGAUGAAAUCCUCAUGCUCUUGGUGU